UGGCUCCCAUGAAUUCCUUCCCGCCUCGUCAUCUCCCCUCCUGUCGUCCCGGCUGGUCAAAAUCCUUCGCGUACACACCCACGCGUAUUACCAUGUAUACAUAGCCUCGCCCCCGGCCCGUACGCGACUGCGAUAGAUCCCCCAACCCUCCCCGCCCGCCCUCCGCCCCGCCGCCUCUCCCCAUCUACGCCAGCAGCCCAGCGGAAACGCACACUGGAAAGCCGAGGGAUCCACGAGCCGGGCCACGCUGCGAGGAGCCAUGGAGUUCACCGCUGCGUCCAGCAGCAGCAGGCUGUCGAAAGAGGGGGACGAGGAGGAGGGGGAGGAGAUGGAGGAGGAGGAGGCGGAGGAGGCCUCCCCGCGUGAGAUCCCCUUCAUGACGGCCAUGACGGCGGCCGCCUCGUCCUCCUCUCCGACACCCACGGCCUCUCCUUCAGCGGCCGCGGCCUCUGCGUCGGCGUCGGGCUCGGGCUCUCCCUUCCGCUCGAGCGACGGCGCUGGGGCGUCUGGGAGCGGGGCUGGCGGCGGCGCGAGAGGGGGCGACGUGGAGGUGAUCGACAAGGAGCACAUGUUCGACAAGGUGGUCACGCCGAGCGACGUGGGGAAGCUCAACCGGCUGGUGAUCCCCAAGCAGCACGCCGAGAAGUACUUCCCACUGGACGCGGCGGCCAACGAGAAGGGCCUGCUGCUCAGCUUCGAGGACCGCGGGGGCAAGCUCUGGCGCUUCCGCUACUCCUACUGGAACAGCAGCCAGAGCUACGUCAUGACCAAGGGCUGGAGCCGCUUCGUCAAGGAGAAGCGCCUCGACGCCGGGGACACCGUCUCCUUCUGCCGCGGCGCCGCCGAGGCCACGCGCGACCGCCUCUUCAUCGACUGGAAGCGCCGCGCCGAACUCCGCGACCCGCACCGCCUCGCGCGCCUGCCCAUGCCCAUGCCCACCUCCUCGCCCUACGGCCCGUGGGGCGCCGGACCGGGCGGUUUCUUCAUGCCGCCCGCGCCUCCAGCCACCCUCUACGAGCACCACCGCCUCCGCCAGAGCUUCGACUUCCGCAGCAUCAGUCCCGCCGCGCCGCCGAGGCCGCAGGUGCUCUACUUCGGCUCCGCAGGAAUUUUCCCGCACGCGACCAUGCCGCCUCCGCAGCCGCAACCUCCGCUGCACAUUGCGGUGCAACCGAGCCCGGCGGUCACGGUCGGCAUGCCCAUGGUCCUCGAUUCGACGCCACUCGUCAACAGCCCGACGGCGGCCGCGAAGCGCGUGCGGUUGUUCGGAGUCAACCUCGACAACCCGCACACCCACGGCGGCGAGUCAAGCAACGACGCCAACGCAUUGUCGCUGCGGAUGCCCGGAUGGCAAAGGCCGACACCGUUUAGGUCGCUGGAAUUGCCCCAGCACGGUGCAGCCGGAGCGGAGUCGUCCGCUGCCUCGUCGCCGUCGUCAUCAUCAUCCUCCAAGAGAGAAGCUCAUUCCUCCUUGGAUCUCGAUCUGUGAACGAUAUUUGGUGAGCUCGAUCGGGAGCGUGCCCAAGGAAAGUUCAACAAUUCCUUCUUCAGUUUGUCACCUUCCUUUUCUUCCUCUCCACCUUUUGCGGUUCCGUUAUAACAUUGAUAGAAGCCAGCAUUUAACAUUUUGUUUUCGUUUUCGUUUUGGCCAAUCAAAUUCUUGGGUGUUGGUUUGAGAAUUAUUAAUAUAUAGAGAGAAACUAGCGAAUCAA
This is a messenger RNA of Aegilops tauschii subsp. strangulata, 1712 nucleotides long. RefSeq names its product B3 domain-containing protein Os02g0683500. NCBI's taxonomy places the organism in Eukaryota, Viridiplantae, Streptophyta, Magnoliopsida, Poales, Poaceae. The record is from RefSeq and is a predicted model, not a curated record. Gene Ontology annotation, molecular function: DNA-binding transcription factor activity; DNA binding.